Exophiala oligosperma is the source of this 1173-nucleotide messenger RNA. RefSeq lists its product as uncharacterized. The transcript is spliced from 3 exons. Gene Ontology annotation, molecular function: oxidoreductase activity. The coding region runs from base 1 to 1173 and encodes 390 amino acids. NCBI's taxonomy places the organism in Eukaryota, Fungi, Ascomycota, Eurotiomycetes, Chaetothyriales, Herpotrichiellaceae. The record is from RefSeq and is a predicted model, not a curated record.
AUGACUGCCCCAUCAGUACAAAAGAAAUGGGUCAUCCACGGCACUAAAAGAGGGCUUGAUGAGUACAAGCUUGAACAAGGCCCUGUGGCAAAGCCAGAUGGGCAUCAGGUUCUGGUCAAGCUGCACGCCGCGGCCAUCAACUUUCGCGACAUCAUGAUUCCAAGAGGCGAAUUCCCAUACUCCCUCAACUUACCGGUCGUGGGCGGCUCAGACGGAGCCGGCGAGAUCGUGCAGGUUGGCGACAAGGUGACCAAGUUCAAGGUCGGAGAUCGCGUGGCGGCGUUGUUCAACCCAGGGCAUCAGUUCGGGUCACUCGAUGCUGUGGCCAUGCUGAGAGGUGGAGUUGGCGGGACUGAGGACGGGACGUUUCAGGAAUAUGGUGUCUAUGACGAGACAGGCGUGGUACGGCUUGCCAGCAACCUAUCGUAUAUCGAAGGCGCAACUCUCUCAGACGCGGCUGUCACGGCGUGGAAUGCGCUUUACGGUGGCAAACCGCUCAAGCCUGGCGACUGGGUGUUGGUGCAGGGGACGAGCGGCGUGAGCCUCUUUGCAGUGCAGUUUGCCAAAGCCGGUGGUGCCCGCGUUGUCGCCACGACCUCGUCCCCCGCGAAAUUCGACGUCCUGAAACGCCUCGGCGCUGAUCAUGUCAUCAACUACAACGAUGACCAGAGCUGGGGAUUGACGGCGCGGAGCCUGACCCCUGGUCAGGCCGGCUUUGACAACAUCAUCGAAGUCGGCGGAACAGACACCAUGGGCCAUAGUAUUCAGGCGAUCAAGAUCGAAGGAACCAUCACCGUCAUCGGGCUGGUCACGGGCUUUGACCCUCCAGAAAGCAUCAUGGAGACUCUCAAGAGGGUAUUCACCCUGCGUGGCAUCCACGUCGGAUCAAAGGUGCAGAUGGAGGAAAUGAUGGCGUGCAUGGAAGCGAACAAGAUCCAGCCCGUUGUUGAUAAGAAGAUUUUUGCCCUCGAAGAGCUGCGCGAGAGUUUGGAAUAUCUGGUGAGUAUCUUUCACCGUAACUUGCUGCAUUGUCGUUCUUCAAAUGUCGCUUCUUGCAUGCUGAUGGCAGACGUGUGCAGACUACUCAGAAACAUGUGGGCAAGGUCGCGAUCAAGAUCGCCUAGGGGACUCGCAACGCCGCAACUCAUCAUAUCUCAAGGGACUCCGGGGUGA